Molecule: messenger RNA, 1500 nt
Organism: Brettanomyces bruxellensis
Lineage: Eukaryota; Fungi; Ascomycota; Pichiomycetes; Pichiales; Pichiaceae
Exons: 1
Coding region: 1-1500 (499 amino acids)
Biological process (GO): mitotic spindle organization
Cellular component (GO): nucleus; protein phosphatase type 2A complex; cytoplasm
Molecular function (GO): peptidyl-prolyl cis-trans isomerase activity; protein tyrosine phosphatase activator activity
Source: RefSeq, a predicted model, not a curated record
AUGCAACCAGAAUUUGUACAUAUUGAUCUAACCGAUGCGAAACUUAAAUGGCUUCCUCCGUGCAAGCGAAUAUAUGGUCCUAAAGAGGUGGAACUAUUUAAAAAAUCGAUUGCGAUUGAUCGCAUAAGUGGUGCGCUUUCAUUAAUUUGCGAGAAAAUCAGCCUUACAGAUGUUCCACCCGGUGUUUUAGAUGAUAGGCAGGUAGAAUUUGAGAAUGCUUAUCAUCCUGGAGUUGCAUUAUCGAAUCAUAAAAAGACUCCCAGAACCCAUCCAAACUCUGCAGUGCUACCGAAUAAGGAAGCUCAAGAAUUUGAUUUUAAUAAGCUGUCUGAGCCUGUGAAAGUUGUAUUACGAUUAUUGAAGAGACUGGAUGCAUUGAUAGCGGAAACGCCUCCGUUUAAAGGACCACGGAGGUAUGGAAAUAUGGCCUGCAGAGAUCUACAUGAUAAGCUGAAUUCAAGGAUAGAUAACUGGAUUCGUAAGGAAUUAGGAAAAUGGUACUUGAAGGAUGACUAUGCUUCCAAUAAUGAUGGAGAUACAUCGUAUAACUUUGAAACCGAGCUUAAAUAUUACUUUCUCGGUUCAUUUGGAUCUCGAGAACGUUUAGAUUUUGGAACUGGACACGAAUUGUCGUUUCUCGCAUUUAUCGCAUCUCUUUUAAUGUGUGAUAUCCUUCCGCGAAAUGAAACAACAGGGGUGGAAUACCUUGUCAUGUUUUCAAAAUAUUAUGAUUUGGUUCGGAAACUGAUACAAACAUAUACAUUAGAGCCUGCUGGGUCUCACGGCGUCUGGGGUUUGGAUGACCAUUUUCAUCUUAUCUACAUUUUAGGGGCUUUCCAGAUGGUUGACUUUCUUAGUUUGGAGAAAGGAGAAAAAAGCAUGAAGGCUCUAAAUUAUCGUAUGGGACUCACGCCGGCAUCAGUACUAAAUACACGUAUCUUGAAACAGAACAGAACUCGAAACCUUUAUUACAACGCUAUAGCAUUUAUAAAGCGGGUCAAAUUUGGACCGUUUAAUGAACAUUCACCCUUGUUAUUUGAUGUUUGUACAUCAAAAACCUGGGAGAAGAUUGCAAAAGGAAUGCUUAAAAUGUAUUAUGGUGAAGUUCUUUCCAAAUUCCCAGUUGUUCAGCAUUUUUACUUUGGACAUGUUCUCUUUCCUUGGGUUGAUCGAAAAACUGGACAGCCUUUACCGGAAACAUCUCCGGAGGAUGAGGAACCAACUGAUGCGGAUAUGCAAAGCAAUAAAUACGAUAUUAGCUCAAAUGAUAUUUCGGGACCUUUUGAUAAAGCAGGUUCGGCAACAAAUUAUAGAAGUGGGCCAGAAGUUGCCAUGGACUCACUCUACGGAAAAAGAGAGAAAGAAUUAGAGAAACUGCACACUGAAAGGGAAAUAACAAGUUUUACUGGAAAACGUGACGGUGGAGAACUACCUACAAGUUUGUCCAUGUGGCCUACAAACACGCCUAAAAAUAGAAAUGAUCUGAACAGUAACGUAUGA